Molecule: messenger RNA, 1040 nt
Organism: Cricetulus griseus (Chinese hamster)
Lineage: Eukaryota; Metazoa; Chordata; Mammalia; Rodentia; Cricetidae
Source: RefSeq, a predicted model, not a curated record
CUGGUGUCUUUGGAGUUUUUAGACAGGGUCUCAUGUAACCCAGUCUGGCUUCAAAUUUGGAUCCUGCCUCAGCCUCCCAGGUGCUGGGAUUCUAGACAUUCACCACCAUGUCUCAGUACACAUUUUCUUUCUUUCUGUCUGGCUCCUGUCUUGGCUUUCUUCUUGUUUCUUUGACUUUGUCUCUGUGUCUCUGUCCCUGGCCUCUGUCAUCUCCCCAGCCCCUCUUUGUCUCUUGCCUCUUGCAGUCUGUCUCCUUCCAGUGAACUGCAGCUGCAGCAUCCAGACCCUGAGCCUGUUUUCUCCUUACAGCAUGAUGGCCAGGUGGGCACUGGCGGUGCUCAUGGUCCUGAUACUGGGCAGGGUCCUGUUUGUCCCAGGGACCCCUAUCCCCACCUUCCAGCUCCCCCCUCAGAACUAUUCGGAGACUCUUCCCUACUCCAUGGCCUUGGAAAACCACUCAGCUGCCACCACAGGGACCUCAGCUUCUUGGAGCUACUCCAAACCUAAACCUCACCUGGACACGCAAGUCACACUCUCCCUGGAUGUCCCCAUCGGCCUCCUGCGGAUCUUACUGGAGCAGGCCCGGACCAAGGCUGCCAGGGAUCAGGCUACCACUAAUGCCCAAAUACUAGCUCGUGUUGGCCGCCGCUGAGACUGAGGGAAGGGGUUAUAAAGAUGGGGUGACCAUGGUGGGACAUUCUGGAGGACAGCAAUGAGGCUGGACAUCACUACACCUAGGCUUUACCAUAGUGGGCUCUGCCAUAGCUUCUGGCUGUCCACAUUAUUUGAGACAGCUGUGCCCUUCACACUUGCUAUAUGGAAUCUUGUCACGCUGGGCUGUGCCUGGCAGUCACAGAGCAUCAAGACACCACCAUGUGAGCUCCACCAUUAAAUGGUAAGGAGAGAACCCUAGUGUUGCACCUGAGAUCCAUCUAAGGCUCAUAGGCCUGGGCCCCCACCUGAGGCCACUGAAGCAGAGAGUGCUGGCCAGGGAAAAAUGCUUAUUUUGUGGUUUUGUUUUUGUUUUUUGUCUUUUGAGA